AGGCAGGCAGUGGAGAUGCACGCCUUAAGGCCGAGCAGGAUGUCUCUGUGCGGUCAGGGGUCUCCAGUCUGAAGAGGAGGGCUGAGCGGGUCAGCUCCAGUAGUCCUAUUAGCUGGACACCACUUGAAGAAAGACAGCAUGAGACUGCUGCAGUAAUAUUUGGGGGUUUCCAUGUUAUUAGCCCGAAGAGGGAAAAAAAAUAAGAUUUUAGAAUUUACCUGAGGGUCAAUUUGAAGAAGGAGAUCCUGGAGAGAGGGGAGUGCUUAAGUUGAAUUUGGCCCACUUUAACCAGGAGCUUGCUUGUUGGUUGCUUAGCAUUGAGAGACACAUUUACCUGCAGGUAACAAUACAGGAGGACGGUGGGAUUUCUCAGGUUGCUUAGUGCUGACCUAUCUGCAAAAAAGUAACGGGACUCCGGAGUUCAACUGAUGCUCUAUGACCCUCAACUUAAACUGAACAACUCGCCGGUAGCACUGACAUACGUCCACAGCUGGUGCAGAUUACAGCACAAGACGGAGCUCAGAGUUGUCAGCGACCGGGUCCAGUCUGUAAGGAGGAGCUUUACAGAAUCCAGGAGGCCUGGAAACCUGAACUACCAUUCCGGGGUCCACAACUAACCAGACGCAAUCUGAAUCACUGGCGAGAGUGAAGAAAAAGGACCACCAGCAACACAGACUCAAGAAGGUCGGGGUGGUGACCGCAUUACUCCAGACUUGCUGCUGGCCUGCUGUAUCUCUUCUGCUUUAAAUUCAAUGAUGACAUCUGUGCCCUCAUUUCCCAGGAUGCUAUUGACUCUGCUCUUAGUACUGCUGUUGCACCACCAUGGAGGACACGCGCAGCAGACGUGCUCAGACGGUUUCCACGUCGAUCGUCAGACCCGGCAGUGCAUAGAUAUUGACGAAUGCCGGACGAUUCCCAAUGCCUGCCGAGGCGAGAUGCGAUGUGUCAAUCAGAAUGGUGGAUACCUUUGCAUCCCACGCUCCAUGAUUCCACAGACUUAUCCAAGGCCAAAUGCUCCCUCUUACCCUGGCAUGACCUACCCAAAUUCAUACCCUCCACCCCCUGCUCCUGUCCCUGCGCCCAGCUACCCCGCUUCUGGACAGCCUGUAAUAUGCCGCUUUGGAUACACCCUGAGUGAAGGCAACGAGUGCGUAGAUGUUGAUGAGUGUUUAGCCAACAGCCACCAGUGUAACCCCACGCAGAUCUGCAUCAACACGGAGGGCGGCUACACCUGCUCCUGCACAGAGGGCUACUGGCUGGUAGAGGGACAAUGCCUUGAUAUUGAUGAGUGCCGUUAUGGGUACUGCCAUCAGCUGUGUGCCAACAUCCCUGGCUCCUACUCCUGCACCUGUAACCCUGGCUUCAUUCUGAAUCCUGACGGAAGGUCCUGUCAAGAUGUGGAUGAAUGUGAGGGAGAAAAUCCCUGUGAGCACGGGUGCAUGAACACGUAUGGUUCCUUCAUCUGUCGCUGUAAUGCCGGCUUUGAGCUCGGAUCAGAUGGCAUGACGUGCACUGAUCUUGAUGAAUGCAGUUACUCAAAUCUACUUUGCCAGCAUCAGUGUGUCAACCAACCUGGAUCAUUCUUCUGCAUUUGUCCACCUGGAUACACCAUCAUGGCAGAUGGGACAACAUGCCAAGACAUUAACGAGUGUGAGACGGGCAAUGCCACAUGUACGCGGGCACAGGAGUGCUUCAACUAUCAGGGGGGCUACAAGUGUCUGGAUCCUGUCAGAUGUGAAGAGCCAUACAUUUUGUUUGGGGAAAACCGUUGCAUGUGUCAAUCAGAAAAUCCUGGCUGCCGAGAGAAGCCCUUCACCGUGCUCUACAAGUUCAUGGACAUUGCUGGCGGCCGCACUGUUCCCCUUGAUGUGUUCCAGAUGCAGGCGACCACCCGCUACCCUGGAGUCUACUUCAUCUUCCAGAUCAAGUCGGGGAAUGAAGGACGCGAGUUUUACAUGAGACAAACAGGUCCAUACAGUGCCACACUGGUGCUUACGCGCCCACUCAGUGGGCCAAAAGAGGUGCUUCUGGACCUGGAAAUGGUCACGGUCCACACAGUCAUCAACUUUAGGGGGAGCUCCGUCAUCAGGCUAACGGUAUUCGUCUCAGAAUUCUCCUACUAAUCUUCUUCCUUGCUGUUACCUCCUCAUGCAUCUAAGAGAUGAGCUGCACCUUCUGAUUGAGUCUGAAACCAUCAGUCCUCCACAUCAGCUGAGGUAACACCACAGCUAUGCAAGCUUCACAAGUUUCAAGACUCCCUUCUCUUUGCUGCUCAUGGGACUUCUGAGACGUGAGGACCUUCCUCUCCCCCUUCCUGCCUUAAAUAUUGCCUGUUAAGGAUUCUCGGAUAUAGGGCUUCCCCACCCCUCUUUUGGUCAUAUGACCCUCCUCACCACCACUGUAUGUAUUUCCAGCCCAUUGAUGCUUGUGCUUGCUUCUCGGCAGAAUGCUUUCCCAGCCCCACCACUGUCACCAAGCUCUCAAGACAUGCCAGCUUGCUGGCCCAUGUGGAACACUAGUAGAAAGAGAGGGCUUUGAAUUUUCAUUACCUGUCCUAUGCUGAUCAGUGUGGAACCCCAAAAGAGCACUACCACUUGCUAUGUAACACUAGCACUUGCUUCAUGGAGCACAGAAGAAGAUCAUCCUCCAUCGGUAGAAGUUAGCGUAUCCUCUACUAGAACACCAGUUAAUGCACAAUGACCAGUAAGAUGAAGAAGAUCUCCGUAGAGUGAUCAUCUGGCGGGGAUGACUCAAGCUUUGAUCCAACUGUAGAAUUUGCUGCAUCUAAUGCCAGUUAUGUGUUUUUUGUAGUCACCAGGACCUUGCUGGAAUUAUGAAAACUGAGACCCUAUCUUCACCCCUUCCUCCACAUUAUCUGCUCCAUGUACAGAAUGCAAACCAAAUAAACAUUUUUUUUUUUUUUUUUUACCUAAAACAUGGCUAGUUGUGCAUGGUGUAUAAAGAUGUGGUUCACAUGUGUGGGAUGGGCCUGUAGGAUGAACAGUUAAAGGAUAAGUUUGGUAUUUAUCAAGUCAAAAUUAUUUCUUCACAAUCGUGGUGUAUAUUAAUGUGACACUUGGAACUGCAUUCAAAAGUGAAGCUUAUUUUAGCAAGUUUAAAAAAAAAUAA
This is a messenger RNA of Erpetoichthys calabaricus (reedfish), 3129 nucleotides long. RefSeq names its product fibulin 5 (gene fbln5). The coding region runs from base 753 to 2123 and encodes 456 amino acids. Gene Ontology annotation, molecular function: calcium ion binding. NCBI's taxonomy places the organism in Eukaryota, Metazoa, Chordata, Cladistia, Polypteriformes, Polypteridae. The transcript has 12 exons. The record is from RefSeq and is a predicted model, not a curated record.